AUUCGAUCCUCAACCAAUCACUAGUAAGUACAUAGGCUCGUUGGAGUCAUUUCUCUACUCUGAUGGGCUCUCCUUCAAGCAUCAAGAAUAUGGUUAAAUUCUAUGGAUACCUGGCGGGAGAUGACUGGCUCCUCCAACACGCCAUUACUUCAAUGGGUUAUGACCACCCCCAGACGACGCAGGAUGCGCGGGAGCUCAUCCAUCUGGCAUUGAGGGAUGUCAGGGAGGUAGCAGGCGUUCAUGGCUACACACGACUGCGUCGAGUAACGACCACCAAAGGGAGGUCCUUUUGGUGCAUUGCCUUUGCCGCGAACGAUCCUUAUGAGGGCUUACCCACCCACAUGCCACCAGAGGCUAGAUAUUUGGCUUUGAAGGCGCUGCUACAAAAGGAUGGACCGCCUCAUUGGUACCGAGAUGUAUUUGCGCAUUGGACCAAGUAUUACGUGCUUGUGAUAUCCAACGAUCAAUUUGAAACUUUCCGUCGGAUCUAA
This is a messenger RNA of Suillus fuscotomentosus, 491 nucleotides long. RefSeq lists its product as uncharacterized. The transcript is spliced from 2 exons. NCBI's taxonomy places the organism in Eukaryota, Fungi, Basidiomycota, Agaricomycetes, Boletales, Suillaceae. The record is from RefSeq and is a predicted model, not a curated record. The coding region runs from base 63 to 491 and encodes 142 amino acids.